CCCCAGCCCUCAUUCAAAACAGAGGACAGCUGUUGCGAGCCGCGUCGUCGUGUUCCGAGCGUUAGCCUAAAAACUGAUAGCUGCACGCUGUCUUCUCAUGUACCCGCUGGAAUGUCAGCAGGAGGAUAAAGAGAAGAAACGGCGCACUUCGACGACAGGAGCCAGCCUCGCACACAGACGGAACACGACUGACAAAGGCAGCAUAACACAACAACAGACCGGUUGCACGUCCAGCACCAUGACCAUCUGACACACAACUGGGGGCCGUGUGUACUUUGCUGUAUUUAAAGACAAUGAGCGGUCUCCUGCGCUAGAGCUGGAUGGUGUGGGAAUGAUGGACCUCCCUAAUGGCCAAUCAAGCAUCUCCACCACUGCUGCAACAGUCUCUGAGAAGAGCAGCAGCUCAGAAUCUCUCAGUGACAAGGGUUCAUCAGAGCUGAAGAAGAGUUUUGAUGCCGUCGUGUUCGAUGUGCUGAAGGUCACUCCUGAAGAAUAUGCUGGCCAGAUUACCCUCAUGGAUGCUCCUGUGUUCAAAGCCAUCCAGCCAGAGGAGCUGUCAAGUUGCGGCUGGAACAAGAAGGAGAAACACAGCUCUGCUCCAAACGUCGUGGCCUUCACUCGCAGGUUCAACCAGACGAGUUUUUGGGUGGUUAGAGAAAUCCUCCACGCACAGACGUUGAAGAUCAGAGCGGAGGUGCUGAGUCUGUACAUUCGCACUGCCAAGAAACUGUGUGACAUGAACAACCUCCAUGCGGUUAUGGCUGUGGUGUCCGCUUUACAAAGCGCUCCGAUCUUCAGGCUCACCAAAACAUGGGCGUUACUCAGUCGGAAGGACAAGGCAACGUUUGAUCGACUGGACUACUUGAUGUCCAAGGAAGACAACUACAAACGUCUGAGAGACUUCAUUAGCAGCCAAAGCAUGGUGUCCUGUAUUCCAUACCUAGGGAUGUACCUGUCCGAUCUGACCUACAUAGACUCAGCCUACCCCUCCACAGGCAGCAUACUGGAGAACGAACAGAGAUCCAAUUUGAUGAACAACAUUCUCAGAAUCAUAUCGGACCUGCAGAGAUCCUGCACCUAUGAUAUGCAAGUGCUGCCUCACAUACAGAAGUAUCUCAACUCAGUCAGGUAUAUCGAGGAGCUGCAGAAGUUUGUGGAGGACGACAAUUACAAGUUGUCACAGAAGAUCGAGCCAGGCACCAGCACACCACGAGCAAACGCCUCCAAAGAGGAUCUUGUCGGCCAGGAAGCGUCUGCAUCUCCUCUCUGCGGUCGUAAAUGCACAAUAUCAAGUGAAGGACCCAAAGUCCCUGCCACUCCGCCCUCCCCCAGGAACCUGCUCCCUUAUGGACACAGGAAGUGCCACAGCCUGGGCUACAAUUUUAUUCAUAAGAUGAAUACAGUUGAGUUUAAAAGUGCUACGUUCCCUAAUGCGGGCUCUCGCCAUCUGCUGGACGACAGUGUGAUGGAGAGCCACAGUCCCACCAGAGGACAAGCAGAAAGCUCAACUUUGUCCAGCGGCAUUUCACUUGGGAGCAGUGAAGGCUCGGAGCUUAGUGAAGAAGUGUCUUGGCCGGCUUUUGAGAGGACUCGGUUCUAUCACUCUCUGGGCCCAGUGACCCGAGUGGCCCGCAUCCCCUACAGAGGAGUCCUGAGGCCCAGCAGCUCUGCGGAAUCAGAGGAGCUGGCGGUUCACUUGUACCCUGGAGCAGUCACAGUGCAGGGGGUGCUGAGACGAAAGACUGUGCUCAAGGAGGGCAAGAAACCAACAGUGGCAUCUUGGACCAAAUACUGGGUUGCCCUGUGUGGAACCCAGCUCUACUAUUACCCUGCCAAGUCCCUGAAGGCCACUGAGAGAAAACAUUUCAAGUCGACGUCCAGUAAGACUGUGUGUGUGGUGGGUCUGAUGGCCAUGAUGGCUGACGAUCCUGAGCAUCCUGAUGUCUUCUUGCUGACGGACUCAGAACACGGUAACACCUACAAGUACCAAGCAGGGAACCGAAUGAAUGCACUGCUCUGGUUCAAACAUCUGAGUGCUGCCUGUCAGAGCAAUAGACAACAGGUGCCAGCCAAUCUUAUGUCGUUUGAGUGACCGUUGCUGCAAAGUGUGAAAGAUCGAAGGAGCGAGGGACGAGGAGGACGAGGAGGAUGAGGAAGAGUAUUGACUCAGUAGUGGAGUGGGAGAUUUCACUGCCAUGAGCCCUGCCCGCCGAUUCUCCUAUUCUAGUCCCGGCCUCACUGCAGCCUCACCUGCCACCACUGCCUUAACUAGAAUAACCCUGUGUGUAUGUGUGUGUGUGCACGUGCGUGUGUGUGCGCUUGUACCUGUGAGGGUGUGUGUGUAUGGAUGGGAAUGUUUUGGAUUUACUAACUACUGAACAAGGACCCGGACCACUGCUCUCUCUCUCUCUCUCUCUCUCUCUCGUCUCCCAUUCGCUGUGUUUUAUGUUUUAACUGCGAGUGUUCAGCACUUCAGUGGAGCCAAUCAACUUCUCCUCUCUUCUCUCGCAGAUCGAAAUAAUUCUCUCUUUGCUUUCAUUAAGGGUCAAUCUAUUUUAAUCAUGUCCUCGCCGUGCCCGAAAGCUCGCUUCUCGCUUCCCUCCUUUGAAUUCAGCUGAAGCGAGACUCACACCACGCACACUCACAUUGGACGAACUCCUGUGACUUUUGAGUUUUUUUUGGAAAAACACCGUUUUAAUGAUUUGACACUUUUAAUUGUCUGAGUCACGUGAUUUUUUUACUUCUUUCACACACACACACACACACACUGGCAGAUGUGAUUGCAUGGUUGUAAAGCAAGGGCUCUGAUUUACAAUCAGUUCCAGAUGAUAUCAUUCUCACACUUGAUUGUUUCUAAUUUUUUAACACAGUACAGUAGCUCCCCCACUUGUGUGUGUGUGUGUGUGUGUGUGUGUGUGUGUAGCUGCAUUGGAUGGUGAGGGGGAAAAUGUUUGCUUAAAUGACAGGAAUCUCGUCUUGAGUUCCACAUUGGUACGAUAAUCUCAAAAUCUAAGCUAAGUGGUGUUAACGGUCGGGUAGACAAGCGUUUACGCUUCUUUUUUUUUUUUUUAACAAACCUUCAAACCUGUCUUUGCUCCUCGUCAUCGUCCACUCUCAGCCAUCAGCCCCGAGAGGUGACACUCUGUUCACCAGACUCACACAAACUAAACACUAAAGACUUGAAACUGUGAAAGAAUCCAAGAGAAAGCAGCAAGAGCACGAUUUUAUCCCUUCCUUCAUCUUCUUCUUGCGUCAUAUAGUUCCAUCCUCUGGUCUGGAGCAGACAUUCAAAGCUACCUGGAGCCAUACAAGUCUAUUUUAAAUCAUGCGUGUUCAUAUUGUCUUUUGUUGUUAGUUUUUCUUUCUCUUUCUUUCUUUUAAAUGUGGAGCGUUGGUGCAGUUCACAGUAUUACCAUGUAGUAGAUGAUUGCACGUUAUUGUAGAUUCUUUUUUUUUUUUGUCUUACAUUUGAAUGUUACUUUUUUGUGUGUUUUUUCUCCCUUUUGGAGCAGUUAUUUUGAAUGUUUUAUGUACAUGUGAAUUUUAUUUUCUACAUUUUUUUGGCCCCUUUUUCCAGUUUUUUUCCAUUAACCGGGAUCCAAACUGUAUUGAUAUCUGAUUUGGAGAUAGCAGAAAGCACCUUGGUUAUAAUUAGUGCCAAGCAAUGACCACUGUUGUAUUUUGUUGUGUUUUUCAGGACAAAGAAACUUUAGGAAGCGUAGAGCUGCAGGUGUAGGUGCUGGCGGGCGGCUGGGGGAAAAGAACCCAUCACAAAUGUUGUAGUGUUCCACAAAUAGACUGUGGUUGGUUGUGUUUUAGGCAAACCUGAUCAGGAUGGUGGUGGUGACAGUAAUGAGGUGCUUAUUGCCCCCGUAGUUAAAAAAGUAAAUUGUUUGUUUACACAAUCUGUCACGCAACAUCACAGUCUCCACACGUUACUUGCGUCUGCUUUUGGGAGAGACGAGAACUAAGUAGUGUUCUCACAGCACUGGAUUGUCUUCAGUGCAUCUAAUUUAGGGCUGAAAAAAUAGUAAUACUUCUAAUGAAAUAUCAGUUAAUUAAAGAUAUAGUUUUGCUCCUCUGUGAAAGUUGAAGAAAUCAGUUAAUUGUGUUUUUUCCUUUUAUAGAAAUAGAACAAACAUUUCACAACUCUUGAGGCAGAACCUUGAUAACUGCAGUGUGUAACCUUUCCACUUAACUCUCUAUGUGUAGCAGUGUUUUAUUUACAACAGCUACACGGGGUUAAUAAUACAUCUGAAUACAUCUUUAGUCCACAGGGGGGCGCUGGAAGUUCCACACUGGAGCUUUAACUGCAAUUAUGUGUUGUGUUUUCAAAGUGUGUUUCCACAAUGCAUAAACAUUUAGUUGCGUUAGUAUUGAAGAAAGUGAUAUUGUGAUUUUUAUUACCGAAUGAUUGACAUAACAUAACAUACAACACAUCCAUUCAGUUUCUUUUAGGUGUGACAAAUAUUACAAAGUGAGACAGUGACUGUUCCGUCAGAAUACACUCAGUCUUUUGUGGAUGCACCUGUGGAUGAAUGAGUGAGGAAGCCAAAGACAGGCUGUUGGUGAUGCGGCUAGUUAUUCUAAGUGUGUGUGUGUGUGUGGAGUUGUGUGCCCUUGCACACUUCUCUAAACUUUGUUUUGUAAUUCAAGCCCGAAAGGCAAAUCCCUUCAGGCUGCUGUCACUGCUGAGCAGUGGAGUUAACCUGUCACCUCAUCAUCUGCAUGACUGAUGAACCUGCCAGCUCACGCUUACGAGUCCACGUCGGCUUGUGUUGCACGAGACGCGUGAGGUACAAAAAAGAUAUAUAAAAAAAGGAAAGUGGAAACUGUGCUCGUCUGUGGCCUGAGCGUUUUAGACGGAACAAAAUCCCUGAGCUGAAGCACUAUGGAGGCUGAAUGUUACUGGUGUUUUUAUACCACUGAUGGUCCAAAGGACAAGAUGGCUGUGAAUGAAUCAAGUGGAUUGGGUGAGAUAAGAGUUUUAUGGUGAGGGUCUUUUGCUGGCGUUUAAAGUUAAUCUGCUGUGAUUUGGGAACAUUUAACAAAUCGGUUGAGCCAGAAAUGAUGCUGGAAAAAAAAAAAGGUAUAAACAAAGCCACAGUGUAGACGGAUAUUUGUUCUUUGUGAUGUUGACUAAGAAAUCUGAAGAGAUGCUUCUAAUGUGGAUUCCUGAGUUACAUUUUAAAUCGAAAAAAGACCGGAGUUGAGCUUUCUUUUUGUGGGGGGGGGAGGGGCAUCUUGGAGAGCUUCUUUGAAUUCCAGCAAUCUUUCCCUUGACAAAUCCCCAGACAAUGUCGAGCACAUUAUGUGAGUUUUUCCUCACUGUAACCUGAGUUUACAUGAAUUUCUCCCUCUAAUCAUUUCUGUACGACGCAUGGUCAGUGUGAUGGAGAAACCGUUGUUCUUUUCUGUUUUGUGAUUUAAGGUGAUUUAGUUCUUCCAAGGCCAAAAAUUAACAUAAUGACCCCAACAAUCCUCUGUUUUUGGAUGAGAUGAGAAAAUUCAAAUGUCACUCGCUCAUGUAAGAUAUUUCUUUCUUCUUUUUUUGUUAUUAUUAUGAAGAAACUUGAUGUCGUUCUUCUCUUUGCUGUGGUCACACUUUCAUGUCGUUGACCAUCCUGUCUUCAAAUGCACAAUUUGCCCUGUGUUCACUGUUUGCAGUGGAUCGUACCGUCUGAAAUGAUCCUUUUUAACCGUUGUGAAAAAAAUGUGUAAAAGCUGAGAUGAAGGGUUCAACCUGGAGGAAGUUUGAUGAGUGUGGUGAUAUGACGUGUUUAUUCUUUGGUGGGAAAGAAAAAAUGGAACUAAUGUGAACCUGUGCCUCCUGUGCACUGGCCAGGCAUCAAUUCACUGUUUACCGAGGACAUUAACAGCAACCUUCAGCCUGUCAAAGGUGUGGAGGAUGAUGUGUGUGUGUGUGUGUGUGUGUGAUCUUUGCUCAUCACCCUUUACCCGCCUCCGUGUGUCUGUCUCCGUCUGCCCGUGUCAUGACUGUGGCGAGCGCUGUGACCUCACUGCUGAGUGAUGUGCUGCCUGGUGUGAAGACUGAGAACCAAUAAACACUCUGCCCUUUUUUUUUUUACUCCACA
Messenger RNA from Solea senegalensis (Senegalese sole), 6095 nucleotides. RefSeq names its product Ral GEF with PH domain and SH3 binding motif 2 (gene ralgps2). Bases 332 to 2092 code for a protein of 586 amino acids. NCBI's taxonomy places the organism in Eukaryota, Metazoa, Chordata, Actinopteri, Pleuronectiformes, Soleidae. Gene Ontology annotation, molecular function: guanyl-nucleotide exchange factor activity. Gene Ontology annotation, biological process: positive regulation of GTPase activity; Ras protein signal transduction. The record is from RefSeq and is a predicted model, not a curated record. Gene Ontology annotation, cellular component: plasma membrane. The transcript is spliced from 21 exons.